AUGGCUUUCGCCAAUUUCCGCCGCAUCCUACGCCUCUCCACCUUCGAGAAACGGCGCUCCAAGGAGUACGAGCACGUCCGCCGUGACCUGGACCCCGGCGAGGUGUGGGAGGUGGUGGGGGAGCUGGGCGACGGAGCCUUCGGCAAGGUCUACAAGGCAAAGAAUAAGGAGAGUGGCGCUUUAGCGGCUGCCAAAGUCAUUGAAACAAAGAGCGAAGAUGAACUGGAGGACUACAUGGUGGAGAUUGAAAUACUGGCGACCUGCAAUCACCCACACAUCGUCAAGCUGCUGGGAGCAUUCUAUUGGGAUGGCAAGCUCUGGAUCAUGAUUGAAUUCUGCCCGGGCGGGGCAGUGGAUGCCACCAUGCUGGAGCUGGACCGGGGCCUGACUGAACCUCAGAUUCAAGUCAUUUGCCGCCAGAUGUUGGAGGCUCUCCGUUACCUGCACAGCAAAAAGAUCAUCCACCGUGACCUGAAGGCAGGCAAUGUGCUCCUCACUCAGGAUGGGGACAUCAAGCUUGCUGACUUUGGAGUGUCUGCCAAAAACAUGAAAACCUUGCAGAAGCGAGACUCCUUCAUUGGGACCCCGUACUGGAUGGCCCCAGAGGUGGUGAUGUGUGAGACCAUGAAGGACACUCCGUAUGACUACAAGGCGGACAUCUGGUCCCUGGGAAUCACUCUGAUUGAAAUGGCCCAGAUCGAGCCCCCCCAUCAUGAGCUCAACCCCAUGAGAGUCCUGCUGAAGAUCGCCAAGUCUGACCCCCCCACUCUCAGCUGCCCUUCCAAAUGGUCCCUGGAGUUCAGAGAUUUCCUGAAAACAGCGCUGGACAAGAACCCAGAGACCCGUCCCAGUGCUGCCCAGCUGCUGGAGCAUCCCUUUGUCAGCAAGGUGACCAGCAACAGGGCCCUGCGUGAGCUGGUGGCCGAGGCCAAGGCUGAGGUGAUGGAGGAGAUCGAGGACAGUCGGGAUGAAGCAGAAGAAGAUGACUCAUCAGAGUCUGCCUCACCCCCUGGUAAGCACAAGCGGGACCCCUCUGAGGCAAGCCAGCUGAGUUUUGAUGGGGAGAAGCCUCUGGACUCUUCCUUGCCCAAGGCAGUGAAUGGGUCUGUGGGGACUGGCAAGGAGACCGCAGCUGGACAGAGCAAUAAAGUCUCAGAUGAUGCGAUAAACAGUGACAAUGCCAAACCAGAGAGCAAGCACUCCACAAAAACCUUUGCCAGCUCAGCCACCCAGGGCAAGCCAGACCUCAUCUCACAGCCUGGACAGCUGGGUGAUGCAACAGAAGGGGACAAGCAGCCCAGGCCAGGCAGCAAAGAGCGGAAGAGCAUCGGGGAACGACCAGAGAGCAGCCACCUGGAAAACUUCGUGGAGGACAAGCUUCCCAAUGGGAGCUUGGAUCCCUCAGCUUCAUUCCCUGGCAGCCAGUCCAAAGAGGGCUCAGAUUCUGGCAGCACCUCAGCCUCUGAAAGCAUGGACCUCACCAUCUCCCUGUCUGCUGACUUGUCCCUCAACAGAGAGAGUGGCUCCAUCUCCCUGAAGGAUUCCCAGAUGCACAAGAAGACGCUGAAGCGCACCCGCAAGUUUGUGGUGGAUGGAGUAGAGGUCAGCGUCACCACCUCCAAGAUCAUCAGUGAGGAUGAGAAGAAGGAUGAAGAGAUGAGAUUUCUCAGGCGCCAGGAGCUGCGGGAGCUGCGUCUCCUUCAGAAGGAGGAGCACCGAAACCAGGCCCAGCUCAACAGCAAACACCAGCUGCAGCUGGAGCAGAUGCUGCGGCGCUUCGAGCAAGAAAUGGCAACAAAAAAGAAGUUCUAUGACACUGAACUGGAAAACCUGGAACGGCAGCAGAAGCAGCAGAUUGAGAAGAUGGAACAAGAUCACGCCCUGCGCCGGCGGGAGGAGGCCAAGCGCAUCCGCCUGGAGCAGGAGCGGGACCACGCCAAAUUCCUGGAGCAGCUGAAGCAGAUGAAGAAGGAGGUGAAGAAUGAAGUCGAGAAGCUGCCACGGCAGCAGCGCAAAGGGAACAUGAAGGCGAAGAUGGAUGACUUCGCCCAGAAAAAACAAACCAUGGAACAGGAGUUUUUGGCCAAGCAGAAGGAGGACCUGGAGCUGGCCAUGAAGAAUAUAACUGCCCAGAACAAAAAAGAAAUCUGUGACAAGGAACGCGAGUGCCUGAACAAAAAACAGCAGCUCAUGAGAGACCGGGAGGCAUGCAUCUGGGAUCUUGAAGAGCAUCAGCAACAGGAGAAACACCAGCUCAUCAAGCAGCAGCUAAAGGACCAGUACUUCCUCCAGAGGCAUGAGUUGCUCCGGAAGCACGAGAAGGAGAGGGAGCAAAUGCAGCGGUACAACCAGCGCAUGCUGGAGCAGCUGAGGGUUCGGCAGCAGCAGGAGCGAGCUCGGCUGCCCAAAAUCCAGCGGAGCGAAGGCAAGACACGCAUGGCCAUGUACAAGAAGAGCCUCCACAUCCACUCCAGCGGGAGCCCGGCCGAGCAGCGCGAGAAGAUAAAACAGUUUGCACAGCAGGAAGAGAAGAGGCAAAAAGCAGAACGGCUGCACCAGCAGCAGAAGCAUGAGACGCAGAUGAAGGACAUGCAGGCCCAGUGUGAGAGCAACACAAAUGAGCUCCAGCAGCUGCAGAAUGAAAAGUGUCACCUCUUGAUUGAGCAUGAGACCCAGAAGCUUAAGUCCUUGGAUGAGAAUCACAACCAGCACAUGAAGGAGUGGCGAGACAAGCUGAGGCCACGGAAGAAGGCCCUGGAGGAUGAGCUGAACCAGAAGAAGCGUGAGCAGGAGAUGUUCUUCAAGCUGAGUGAGGAGGCAGAUGGACAGAUGCCAGCAUCCCCCACUAAACACGCCAAGUUUGUUCCGUUCAGCUCUGCAGAGAGUUUGUAA
This is a messenger RNA of Indicator indicator, 2892 nucleotides long. It is a transcript of the gene STK10, whose product is annotated as serine/threonine kinase 10. Gene Ontology annotation, molecular function: protein serine/threonine kinase activity; ATP binding. NCBI's taxonomy places the organism in Eukaryota, Metazoa, Chordata, Aves, Piciformes, Indicatoridae. The transcript has 19 exons. Gene Ontology annotation, biological process: protein phosphorylation. The record is from RefSeq and is a predicted model, not a curated record. The coding region runs from base 1 to 2892 and encodes 963 amino acids.